This is a messenger RNA of Echinococcus granulosus, 2817 nucleotides long. Its product is annotated as RAD50-interacting protein. The transcript has 15 exons. Gene Ontology annotation, cellular component: Dsl1/NZR complex. The record is from RefSeq and is a predicted model, not a curated record. The coding region runs from base 1 to 2817 and encodes 938 amino acids. Gene Ontology annotation, biological process: retrograde vesicle-mediated transport, Golgi to endoplasmic reticulum; regulation of ER to Golgi vesicle-mediated transport; endoplasmic reticulum to Golgi vesicle-mediated transport. NCBI's taxonomy places the organism in Eukaryota, Metazoa, Platyhelminthes, Cestoda, Cyclophyllidea, Taeniidae.
AUGGGGGAGACUUGUACAGAGACACUAAAUAAGCUUAUUCAGCCCUCUUUUGAUGUAAAGUUGAAACUGCUAUCAUUAAUAAAUGAGAGCGAACAGCGGAUUUUGAGGCUUAAGGAAAUCAUAUCUUUUGGUGAGUCAGCUGGAGCACUCUCAGUAUUCUCCUCCCACAGUGAACAUUUCCUUAGAGAAAUCGAAGAAAUUCAACAACAAUUAGCCAAACUCGAACCGAAUGUCAUCUCUUCCCUCCAGAGUGGGAAGGAUUUGGCCGAAAAAAUUAUUCCUGAUGUACUUCAGAUGAAGUCCCUUCAGGCUUCACUCUCUAUUGCAGAAAGGGAUGAAGCUAUUGCACGUUACCGGUCAGAAGUAGUUGCAUCUCAAGUACUUGGCUCUCUGGACAUGUCUUUAGAUUCUUUUCUAAAUCUCUCUCUGCACCUUGGGACCCAUGUUUCUUCCUCGACUCCCGUCUUGCUACCUCUCCCGCCCUUUUACGGCCCAAUGUUGGAACAUUUCACAAAAAUGUUCCAGGAGAUACUCAGACAAAUGGAAUUGCCGAAGAUAAGGUCAGUCGGCAAUUGGAUGGAAAUUGGAGGUGAUCGUACGAGCAAUCGAUGUCCCUGGGAUGAAGACGUUCUGAAGACUUUUCGCUGUUUGUUUCGAACUCUCAGCAACAUCAAAGAAGGGACUGCUGAAACUGACGCCGCAAAACGUGCCAAGUUGUCCAUCCCCGUGCGUCUCAUCUUGGAGCCACUGGAAAAACGCUUUCUCUUUAACUUCUACGGCGACCGGAUCACCAAUAAGCCAGAAAAGCCCGAAUGGUACUUCACCGAGGUUUUAACUUGGAUCACCAUCAACGACCAAUGGUUAACGUGGAUGCAAGACGAACAACUCAAGGAUUUGGGCAAGACCUCCUCCAACCUUAGGGUGGAUUUCAUGCAGGGUCUCAUAAGCUUUGUGAUGGAUAAGAUCUCCUUCGAUCUUGGUCUUCUUAAAAGCCCUCCCAGGCCACGAUGUGCAAUUCAUCUUAAAGGCAAGAGAAAGGAAGGGACAGAAGAAGCAGCUGCAGAUUCAACCGGCUCGACUAUUGGACUAUUGACAUCACCACCCUCCUUUUUUGGCCACCUCACAGACGAGAUGCUCACAUUUGAGAAGUGUUUGGAGGGGCUGUGCUACAACCCACAGGCUCUGCGACCUGCCGACCUCUUCACACAUCGUCUCGACGUCCUGCAACAUUGGAUCACCCUUGAGAGCGACCUUGCCCACAGAAAACUUAAGGAUCUUUUGGCUAAGCCCUAUGCCUGGCGUGUAGAUAACAAAGUGCCUCAAUGCGUGGGCGAUUUUGUGACUCUUGUCUACUCCAUCUCUCGCCGCGCCGUCCAUCUGCAUCACAAUGCUGCCAAAUCGCGGGUCUUCUUUUUCAAGGUCCAACUUGACCUCAUCUUCACCUUUCUCGAAGCGAUGAUUACUGCCCUGCCGUGGAACACCACGACUGGUACCACUUCUACUGCUCUCGAAGGGGUAGACGACGAGUCUCGCGACUGCCUAACCCGUUGGACGUCUAUUCUCAACGCCUUGCAGACAGUGCUGGAGACCACGCAGGAGUGGACCAAUGACCAGUACUUUGUGGAGCUUUGGGAAGAUCAGGAGUCCCGUCGACUUCUCACCUGUGCUUGGGAUCCCUGGAUGGACGAAGAGGUGGAGCCUGGCAAUGAGGAGAGGAAUGGCUGGAAAACCAUCACACAUCGUCUAGGAGCUGCUUUGACCGAAAUAAAUUCAUCUGGAGUUGCCAAAACGACAGCUGUCGUGCGACGUCGAAUACAGUGUCCCGGCGUCUUCUCUGAGAUUUCCGAACUCUAUGGGCGUCGAAUAGAGGAGAGUCUACAACGAGUGGGACAGAGCCUCUUCAAACGCCUGCGAGAACUGGCGCAGGCCUAUCUCAGCGACAGUCAGCAGUGGUCGCGAGUGGACGGCUAUGAGACGCUUUCGGCCACCAACACUCCACCACCGUCGGCCACCAGUCUGUCUGGCCACACAGCAGAGAUGUUCGUCCGGCUCAAUUGUGACCUUUCAGCCACUGCCAAGACCCUUCUACCGCAUCUCUUCACCACGCUCUGGCAACCCAUUCUGCGGAAAAUUAAUCAACUCUUUUACAAUAAGCUGGUGCUGGAGAAUCACUUCACCCCUGUAGGAGCAAGCCAACUCCACUACGACCUAAACCACUGUCUCCGUACCCUUCUAAUGCCUUAUUCCAACCUCCUGGUAGUUGACGACCUCCUAGCCGAAUGCUUCGAUGCCUGCCGUUUGCUCAGCCUCCCUCCUGGAUCUAUUCACUUGUUGAAGCAGUCUCUGCUCAGCACAAACACCUCCUCGGCUGUUCUUGGAUCUCUCGUCGAACUAGGCAUCCGCCGUCUCCCUCCGGAUGCUGCAAUGGCUGCCGAGCCUGGAUCCGGUGAUUUCGAUGCGAAUGCACUGCGAGAUCUUGCAAAUGAGCACCAGAGGAGAGUUCAGCAAAAGCAGGCUGAUUUGGAGACUUAUGAACUUCAGGUUCUUGAUUCGGUCUUGGAACUUACCUCUCAACUCAGUCUGAAUCUCAAUGAGAAAAUUUCGAAGGCUUAUGAUAACCAAUGCCGUCUGGACACUGAGGUGAAGAGACUUUGCUCCAACAUCCAGACGUUUAAUUGUCAAGUUGAUCUGUGGAAUAAGGAGAUUCUUGACAUCAACUCCGCCUUGAAGGAGCUUGGAGACGCUGAGACGUGGUCGCAAAAACUUUGCCGAGACGUACAGAUAAUCCAUGAUACAUUACAAGCAGCCGACAAAUAG